UCUUGGACGAAUCGUUUUUUUUAUCCAAUCAAGAUAUGGAUUAUAGGAAUAGUGGGUUAUGUUACUAUCGCAACUGUGGCGUGUAUAUGUUUCUUUGCAAGAUGGUUAAAUGAAAGCUGAUUGCAGGUUUUAGGAGAAAAUGUGUAGGGAAGCGUAUCCGAAGACGUACAUACUUAUGGCUUUUUAAAUGAAAAUCUAGACACAAUUUAGUAGGAUAUUUUAUGUGUCUUACUGUAUCAUCUUCAUCAUGGAACUAAGUUUAAAUCGCAUUGAUUAUGUACAGGUGGGAGUGACAUCACAGAAAACUAUGAGGCUUCUUCCUUCUUAUGGACGAAGAGCGACACAAAAGGUGGCAAUUGCAGAUCAGGAUGGAGUGUUGACUUGUUUUGGUAUCAAGAAAGGGGAAGCUGUGCCCAUAUUCAAGACUUUGCAAGGACCAAAGAUAUCAAGACUGGAGCUUGGAGGUGCCUAUGGCACACCUCAGGAAAAAAUAUUUGUUGCCAUUGGGUCAGAGGUUCGAGGAUUCACGAAGAAAGGGAAGCAGUUCCUUUCAUUUGAAACCAACCUGACAGAAAGCAUCAAAGCUAUGUAUGUGUCUGGUGCAGAUCUCUUGCUGUGUGCUAGUUACAUCUACAACCAUUAUGCUGACUGCAAAGAUCAGAACUACUAUCUUUCUGGGGAUAAAAUCAAUGAUGUUAUAUGUUUACCAGUGGAGAAGAUUGGUCAAAUGAGGCCCAUACUAGCUUGCCAAGACAGAGUUCUCAGGGUUUUGAAGGAAUCUGAGUUGUUGUAUGAAGUUGAAGUUCCUGGACCGCCAUCAGUGCUGGCUUUAAGCAGUGGCAAUGGAGGUGACACAGGAGAAGAUUUGGUUUAUGGAACAUCUGAUGGUGCACUAGGACUGGUUCAAAUCACCAGCAACUUGCCAGUAAAUAAAUGGGAAAUUCAAAAUCUAAAAAAAAGAGGAGGUAUUUUGUGUAUGGAUUAUUUUGAUAUACUUGGUGAUGGAGUUAAUGAUUUACUAGUGGGGAGAGAUGAUGGAGUCCUGGAGAUUUACAGUUUUGACAGUGCAAAUGAACCAUCACUACGAUAUGACCAUGUCUUGGCUGAAAGUAUCACAUCUGUCCAGGGUGGUUGUGUUGGAAAAGAGGGUUAUGAUGAAGUAGUAACAGCUACAUAUACAGGAUGGGUGACAGGACUAACUACAGAACCAGUUCACAAAGAAUUUGGACCAGGAGAUGAAAUAAAAAUCAGCCCAGACAUGCAGAACAAAAUUGCAACCCUCAGGACAGAGCUCGAGCAGCUGCAAAUGAAAGUUUUGCAUGAACGUGAAAAGUACCUUCAGUCAGCUCAGUCUAGCACUGCCAUCUCAGCAGUACCCAUGUUCAAUGUCAAUGACAAGUUCACACUAAACAGAGAUGAUGCUAGCUAUAGCCUUAUCCUGGAAGUACAGACUGCUAUUGACAAUGUCCUGGUACAGAGCGAUGUUCCCGUAGACCUGUUAGAUGUAGAUAAAAACUCUGCAGUGGUUAGUUUCAGUGGCUGUGAAGCUGAGCCAAAUGGUAACUUUUUGCUGGCCACAUAUCGAUGCCAAGCAAACACUACAAGACUGGAGCUGAAGAUACGGUCUAUUGAAGGUCAGUAUGGUACAAUACAGACAUACAUAACUCCCAGACUUCAGCCUAAAACCUGCCAAGUUCGUCAGUACCAGAUCAAGCCUCUGUCGUUACACCUGAGGACUCAUGUGAUUGAUCGUGACAGGCCAAUGAAUACAUUGACGCUGACUGGACAAUUUAGUUUUGCUGAAAUCCAUUCAUGGGUGAAUUUCUGUCUUCCUGAAGUCCCAGAAAAGAUACCAGUAGGAGACAAUGUUACUUUCUACUUUGAGAAUACAUUUUUGGGUACAGAGCUGGAGUGUACAUACAGGAAAGGAGAAGGAAUGUUUAAAUCUGACAAUAUAUCUACAAUAUCCAUUUUGAAGGAUGUGCUGUCAAAAGAAGCCACCAAAAGAAAAAUCAGCCUGAACAUAUCGUAUGAUAUCAAUGAAGAAUCAGUAAAUCACACACUGAGACUAAUCCAUCCUAAACUAGAAUCUCAGCUAUUGCUGGCUAAGAAAGUCCAGUUAAUUGACGCACUAAAGGAGCUACAGGUUCAUGAAGGAAACACUGACUUCUUGAUCCCAGAAUACAGAAGCAUUCUAGAAAAGUCUGAUCACCUGCUAGAAGAAUAUAAGAAACAGCCAGCCCAUCUUGAAAGGCUUUAUGGAAUGAUCACGGAUCUCUUCAUAGACAAAUUUAAAUUCAAAGGCACUAAUGUGAAAACCAAAGUUCCUCUUCUGCUGGAAAUUUUGGAUAAUUAUGAACUGAAUGCAUUGAUAUCAUUUUUUGAUUCUCCAUAAGUAUAGCUGAAUGGUGUAAUGGACAUUGUUAAAUAUCAGCAAGUCUUAAUAAAGCGGAAAACACAAAAGAACUGAGAAUGAUUAUGAGUCUCUGUUUCACUGCAGUCAGUUAUGGCUUCAUAAGCCAUACAAUCAUUUACCCUUUAAAUACACUUUUAAUUCUUCAUUGUAAAUAUUAAUGUUAAAUAAAGGCAAGGCUCCUAUUCGAUCUUU
Messenger RNA from Protopterus annectens (West African lungfish), 2608 nucleotides. It is a transcript of the gene BBS7, whose product is annotated as Bardet-Biedl syndrome 7. The transcript is spliced from 19 exons. Gene Ontology annotation, cellular component: membrane; BBSome; neuron projection. Bases 248 to 2395 code for a protein of 715 amino acids. Gene Ontology annotation, molecular function: protein binding. Lineage: Eukaryota; Metazoa; Chordata; Ceratodontiformes; Protopteridae. Gene Ontology annotation, biological process: intracellular transport; intracellular protein localization; non-motile cilium assembly. The record is from RefSeq and is a predicted model, not a curated record.